Formica exsecta is the source of this 3524-nucleotide messenger RNA. RefSeq names its product hemicentin-2 (gene ed). Bases 66 to 3500 code for a protein of 1144 amino acids. Gene Ontology annotation, cellular component: cell-cell junction. Gene Ontology annotation, biological process: cell-cell adhesion. The record is from RefSeq and is a predicted model, not a curated record. Lineage: Eukaryota; Metazoa; Arthropoda; Insecta; Hymenoptera; Formicidae. The transcript is spliced from 6 exons. Gene Ontology annotation, molecular function: cell adhesion molecule binding.
UUUUAAACGUGUUUUUUUUUUCUUUCUUUUCAGCACCCAUUCAUGCACGCGUGGACGAAACGCAGAUGGACACGCACGAGGGCUCGACGGUGCAGCUGCAGUGUCGAUUUCCGCCGCCGCGAGAGAAUGUUACGUGUUUCUGGCUGACUCACACGAACAACAAUCUUGAUAACGCGGCGAUCGAGAACCGCUCGCUGUCGCCCAACUACAAGGUGUUUAUGAAUCUGGAGGAGGGCCGCUACGAUCUGCAAAUCAGAAACGUGUCCUAUGAGCGCGACAAUGGCAAGUACGAGUGCAGAGUGAAGGUCAGCAGCACCGGUACCGAUCUUCACAGGAAGUACAUUACCCUGACGGUGCUGAGGGCACCGGGUCCGCCGACGAUAUCGCCCGCCUCCGCACCGGCCACGGAGGGUCAGCGUCUCGAGCUGCAAUGCAACACGUACGGUGGCAGUCCCGAGCCGGAAGUGAGAUGGUACCGCGGCAACAGCACUAUGCCACUGCACACGGGUAGAACGCUGAUGGUGGAACCCACGCGGGAGGACGACCGAGCGAUCUUUCGGUGCGUCGUGAGGAAUCGGGCGAUGCGCGAAGGCGAAAUUUUGGACGCCUCGGUGACGCUCGACGUCAACUACUUCCCGCGCGUGACCGUCGGUCCGGAAAAUCCGCUCAAGGUCGAGGUGAACGGCACCGCGACUCUCAAGUGCCACGUGGACUCGAAGCCGAUGGUCAGCAUGGUCCGCUGGUGGCGGGACGGCAGUUUCAUCGCCACCAAUUUUAAACACACGAUAUCUAAAGUGACGCUGCAGGAUGUCGGCAGGUACACCUGCCAAGCGGACAACGGGCUCGGCAAGCGUACCGACGCUUCCCUGAUCCUGGACGUGCUCUACCCGCCUACGGUGUCGAUCGAGGGCGAUACCUUUCGAGUGGCCGACGUCGAGGACAGCGUGACCAUCCACUGCAACGUGACCGCCAAUCCGACGCCGUCGGUGAUCGAGUGGCUGCGAGAUGGCCGGCCGGAAUUCAGGCAGCCGGGCUCGAUCCUGCGAUUGACCCGGGUCACGGCGGAGCACGCCGGUAAUUACACAUGUCGCGCGGUGAACACGAUUCAUCCCACUGGCGGCGAACGCAGGAAUCAUUCGGCAUUCGCCAGCGUCACCAUUCGAGUGCGACACAAGCCCGGCCCGGCUAGAGUGACUCCGGACUCGCCGGUCGCCGUCGAGGGCUCCCGGGUGAUACUCACGUGCAUGGCCAGCCCGGCCGGAUAUCCCGAGCCGCAGUACAAGUGGUGGAAGGAGGGCGAGGGCGGCACGAUCUUGAUGCCGACGCCAUCCGGCCCAAAGUAUGAGAUCGACUCGGUGCACCUCGGCAGCGAGGGCACAUACAAGUGCCACGCGAUCAACGAGAUCGGCAUUGGCGAAGCCGCGUCAGUAAACCUCACCGUUCACCAGCCGCCAAAGAUACUCACCAAACUGCAACCUCAUGUCACGAGAAAAGUCGGCGAGUCGUCGUUCCAAGUAUCCUGCGUAGCGCAGGGCAAGCCGCGGCCUAGCGUGCGCUGGUUGAAGGACGAUCAAGAAUUAACGGCCGACGAGAGGCUCUACAAAGUAAUUACGACGGCGUCGGAGGGCCACGGUAGCGUAAUAACCGUAAAUUCUACGUUGAGCUUUUUGGGUCACGCUCGUCCGCAGACGGACGAAAUCGUGGCGAGCGAUCGCGGCAAGUACACCUGCGUCUUCAUGAACGAGGUAAAGAAAGUCGAGUCCACGAUGAUGCUCAAGGUGGAGCACGAGCCGAUAGUGCUCCAUCAGCACGGCAAGGUGGCCUAUAAUCUCCGCGAGACCGCCGAGGUGGCCUGCAAGGUACAAGCGUGGCCGAAACCCGAGUUUCAGUGGAGCUUCGGCACCAACGCCGCGACUCUUCAGGGCUCCUCCAGCGACGGUCAUUACGAGAUCACCACUACAAGCGACAAUUAUGACGUGUACACAUCCGUCCUGAGAAUGACCAAUAUCCGCGAAUCUGAUUACGGCGAUUAUACCUGUCGCGCCGCCAAUGCUCAAGGUAGCGUCAUGUCUACCAUCAGAUUGCAACCGAAGGGAGCGCCGGAAAGACCAACUAAUAUCACUGCCAUGGAAAUCGGCCCCACGUACGUUGCGCUUUUGUGGCAAUUGGGUUUCGACGGCGGUCUGCCUAUCACGAAGUACUUUGUUUCGUACAGAAGAGUGGCCGGUGGUGACGAGAUAGUAGCGCCGGAUUGCGCACCUCCUCGCGGACCGGCCGGCCAAUGGCUCGAGCUCGAUUGCCGACGAUCAAAUCCAUGUAACGUGACCAAUCUAGAACAACACCAGACCUAUACCUUCAAAGUGAAGGUCUAUAACACUAAAAACCAUUCCGAUUACUCCGACGAGGUGACCGCUACUACGGCGGUGGCAAAGAUACCUACUCCGCUGCGGGUGAACUUUGAUCCGGAGAGUGGCACGCUCGCUAUUAACGUAGGUGCCACGUGUCUGGCGUUGGUGGCGUCUAUCGAGAAGUUCGAUGGAGGCUCCGAUAGUUCGUGGAGAAUCGUUGAUGAGUGGCCUCUCGAAGUUCUCGGGAGUGCACCUACUCAAAGGGAAGGAAUAUUGGACGAUCCCGAAGCAGCUGAUUCGGAACCUCGGCUUAGAGUUAGACUCUGUCUCAAAGCGGAUCGGCAGAAGUGUGGCGAGUACACGGAAGCCGAAAUUGGACCAUCCUAUAUUGCGCAAGCCGGUGCUCUCGCAACGCCAACUUUAAUCGCACUGAUAGUAAGCGGAGCAGUUUUUCUACUCUUCGCAGCAUUGCUGCUGCUGUUCUGCCGGUGCCGGCGAAAACACGCGACGAAGGCGAAAGAUUACGAGAUGGACUCGAACGCCGUUCGCCCGAGUCUCGUGGCAGGUAACGGCCAACAAACGCAACCACCGCCGCCUUACUAUGCCGAGAAUAAAGCGCUAGAGCAUAGCUUGGACCAUGCCCUGGCUUUGGAAGACUCGAAAACUCCCGCUUACUCGCAAUCGGGAUAUGGUUAUCAUCAACCUAAUCAUAACAUUAAUGGCGUGAAUAUGGGAUAUAUGGAUAAUAGUUACUCAAAUUCCAACAAUGGCGGUUCCGUGAACUCGCAGGACUCCAUAUGGCAGAUGAAAUCCGCCGCGGCAAACGGCGUUAAUCAGCCCUACGAUCUUGCCGGAUAUGGCACUACGGAAUCCGAUUACCCUACGCAUCCUCAUUAUCUUCCGCAACGGGAGAAUUACAGAGAGAGCCAUAAUCUGAGCCGACAGCAGUUCUGUUCGGAGCCCUUUGCCACCGUCGUCAAGUCUCAGAAACACGUUGAUUCACCUUACGAUGUGUCGGGAUUGCCGUAUCAGGAGAAUUACGAUGAAGAUGCGAAGCCGCCGCAACAGGUCAGUCUCUCAUACGACGAGAGUCUGGAAUCGGGCUACUCCACGCCGAACAGGCGUAGAAUUAUCAGGGAGAUAAUCGUUUGAGACCUGCCUACCGGCUCACGAGCC